Molecule: messenger RNA, 2394 nt
Organism: Topomyia yanbarensis
Lineage: Eukaryota; Metazoa; Arthropoda; Insecta; Diptera; Culicidae
Exons: 1
Coding region: 1-2394 (797 amino acids)
Source: RefSeq, a predicted model, not a curated record
AUGGCGAAAAUGAAAAAUCGACUAAAGUUUCUAUUGAACUGUCGGAAGUGCAAACUGGUACCAAAGUGCUUGAACUAUAAAGUCGGCGUAAUGAUGCACAGCGCAAUAUCCCGCCAGGAACUGAAAAAACUGGAACACCGACAUAAAAUCAGAAUCAUCAGUGUGCUCGUUAGCGAUACGAAACGUCUUUUGGAACAACUACGUGGCAAAAAACACCAUCUUUGUGAAAAAAUCCAAUUUCUGGUAGACGAACAUGAUUGGGAAGAAAUACAUGAGACGGUGGAGAAGAGAGCAGCCAAUGUCUACAACAAAACGAAGCAAACCGAAAUAAAAAAAUUAAACAAUCUGAAAAGGAAAAAGAUAGAAGAGAUCAACCAUCAGACCGAAUGGAUAGAGAACACAACGAUCCACGAAAUUCCCGAUUAUCUAGAACGAACGCUUCUCCUGGGCCCCAACUUCAACAUACAACCCAAAAAAAACAUUCCGUAUGUUCGUCUCGUAGCGGACGUUGAGACAGCUAUAAAAAACAAACCAGAGGCCGACGACAUUCGAGCUGAAGUGUCUACAAUUGUUUCCAACUACAUCAACUACCAGAAUCAACCACGAACGAAGGAAAACGAAUGGAUACAUAAAGACAUCGUAAAAAGCCAAAAAUAUUUGCAAGAGAACCCAAAUCUCUAUGUGACAAAAGCUGACAAGGGAAAUAAAACGGUAAUAUUGUCAGCCAACGAGUACCACCAAAAAAUGACCACGAUGUUAAAUGAUACAUCGACCUACAAGCUACGAAAAGACAAUCCAUCGAAUAAAGUGUUAAAAAAGUUAAACACCAUAGUGGAGCAGUGGUGGUUAGACAAACACAUAGACUCAGCAACCAAGCGCAAACUUAAAGUAUACAACUGUAACCCACCGCGAGUCUAUGGACUUCCCAAGAUCCACAAAGAAAACCGUCCUCUCAGACCCGUUGUAUCCACCAUCGGCUCAGCAACUUAUCGUAUGGCCCAAUAUCUAUCAGAAAUUUUGAACAAUUUGGUAGGUAAAACGGAGUACCAUGUGCGCAACAGUUUCGACUUCGCAGAAGAGAUAUCCAAGGUGAGGGUACCGGAGGGAUUUGUACUCUAUUCGCUAGAUGUAAUAUCCCUCUACACUAACGUUCCGGUAAACAAGGUGUAUGAGUAUGUGGAGGAAAGAUGGAACGAGUUAGAGCACGAAACGAGCAUUCCCUGGCAAAGUUUCAAACAGGCCAUGCAGACGGUACUAGAAGCUUCCUUUUUCCAAUACGAUGGGAAAUGUUACGAUCAAAUAUUUGGUGUACCGAUGGGAUCCCCAUUGUCUCCAGUUAUUGCAAAUAUAAUUAUGGAAAAACUAGAAAAAGAUGCAAUAGAAAAACUAAAGCAUAAAAAUAUAUCGCUCACAGUAUACCGCCGAUAUGUAGAUGACUGUUUUUUAGUAGGACGAGAAAACGAAAUAGAAACGGUUAUGAAUGUGUUCAACGGGGAACAUAACAGCAUUAAAUUCACGGUAGAAAAGGAGCAAAAUAAUUGCAUCCGCUUCCUAGACCUGCAUUUCACUAGAGAAGGAGAAAAAAUAAGCAAGACGUGGUACCCUAAGCAAAAAACGGGUCGAUACCUUGACUACACAUCAGAGAGUCCGCAUAGCCACAAGAAAAACACUGUCAUCGCACUAUUUGACAGAGCGCUUAAACUCACAGAUGUAGAAAAACGGGAAGAAACCAUAAAAGCGGCAUCGGACAUGUUACGCUGCAACAACUACCCGGAGCAUUACAUUAAGCGUGUGCUUAAAGAUCGAGUAGAAAUACUUUACAACACCAUGCGAACCAGGAGAACAGACGAACGAACAACAAAAUAUGCAGCGAUGCCGUACAUCCCCUGUUUGAGUGAGAAGAUCGGAAAGCUUCUACGCAAAAAUGACGUCAUCGCAGCGUACCAGCCGAUGGACAAAAUAAAACACACAAUUUUUACCCGACUGAAGGACAAAAUCGCAAAAAUGCAACAAACAAAUGUUGUCUAUUCCAUCCCUUGCGGCGGCUGUGACAAUAGAGCGUACAUUGGACAAACAUCACAAACACUGGACAAACGCAUAACGCAACAUAAAAAUUUCAUACGCACAAGCACGUCGAUCACGGGUUUAACUCAGCAUGCGAUGGAACAUGGACAUCAGUUUGAUUUCUCCAAGACGCGUGUAUUGGAGAAAAUCAACAACGAAGCAAAUAGGCUGGCAGCUGAAACACUACAUAUAAAAAUUCGAGAGAAGAGCGCAGUGAACUUACAGCGCGACGCUGCCGGUUUCUCCUGUGCCUACAACGGCCUUCUCAACAAGCUGCGAACGACUCAACACUACGAGCGAGAGCGACAAAGAGAGACGCCACAUACGUGA